GCGUUGAGAAGUCGGGUCGGGAGGCACCGCUGGACCGAACGAGAAGGGGCUCCGGCCAGGCUGGUUGACUGCCUGUCGGUCUGCCUCUGCACGUAUACUUGCACAAAUGGAAAUAUUUAUAUAUAGACUUAUAUAUACGGUGGGAUAAAGCGCCUCCACACCUGCUCCAGCCGCGACCCCGACGAAGCUGAGCCACACCUGACGAGUCUGCGGCGCCGACGGGAUGCUGCGUCUGCUUCUGCUUCUCCUGCUGGCGCUCCGGGGGCAGCCGGGCACGGGGGCGGCGACCCAUGGUGAGGAUUACGUCACGAAGCUCCGAGAACAAUUCGAAUACUUCAAGCAGCUCAUCCUCCACGACUUGGCCACCAAGAGCGACGUCGUCGACUUCGCGGACUACGACCUCAGAGUCGCCUCCCUGGAGUGCGAGAAACCGGCGGAGAUCACGUGCAACGACCUCGAGCGCAUUCCCGACGCGUCGUGCGGCUGCGGCGACACGGGAAAUCUUUGUGAUAUAGAGCACAAGGGCGACUGUAAAUUGGCGUGGCAACGAAGCACACAUUGUGACUUUUUCCUGAACAACAGCUGCCAUGGGAACUGCACGUGUUGUAUAAGCUGUUCCAAAAAUGUCGACACACCAUGCAGAGAAGCAGGCGGUGUCUGCGAAAAAAGCUGUGGACAAUUUCAAUACAGGAGUGACCAUGCAUGCCACAGCAGCUGGUGCAGCUGCUGCCACUCCGUUGAAGACAAAGGCUGUAGGGAGAGCAAUAGCCUGAGCCGUUGCGUCGGGGACCCCUCCUACUGCGGCAGAGGGUACUACGAAAACAACAUCCUCUGCGAGAGUCCGGGUACCUGCUGCAUUCCCUGUACGGCUUUGGACUCCUGCAUCAACGCCAAUGGGUACUGCGAGAGCGACGGCUAUGACUGCCUGCCGGGAUUUUACAAAGACGACGGCGGCUGCAAGACCGGGAACUGCCGCUGCUGCAAGCCAAAAACAGACACUGUAUGUGCGAGGGACGGCACCGCUGUGAUGGGACCCGCAGACAUUUGCAGUCCAAGAUUUUGCCCACGUAACUUUUUCCAGCAAAAUGUAGGCUGUUCCUCUCCAAACAGAACUUGCUAUUCUUGUGAAGCAGGAGGCUGGCACAAGUGCGACAUGGGAGACUCUUGCAUCGCCAAAGGAGGCUACUGCUCAAAGUCGGGCUGCGGGGACACCGAGAUGUUCCUUGAAGAAGAAGGCGGAUGCACUUCCAGAGAUGACCGCCCGUGCUUCUGUUGCUUUCCAAAAUGUAAAUUCUACAGCGAAGAACAUCAUUUCUAGUUAGGAUAAUGAUGUCAUCAUAUUUUGGGGGAUUGUCUUUGCUUAUAUGAAUGCCUAUGGAGGUUACAGCAUA
Messenger RNA from Penaeus chinensis, 1391 nucleotides. RefSeq names its product extracellular matrix organizing protein FRAS1-like. NCBI's taxonomy places the organism in Eukaryota, Metazoa, Arthropoda, Malacostraca, Decapoda, Penaeidae. The coding region runs from base 224 to 1318 and encodes 364 amino acids. The transcript is spliced from 9 exons. The record is from RefSeq and is a predicted model, not a curated record.